AUGUGUCGUCCUGCAACGACAUAUGCUCUGGUGCUGAAGAAGCAAGGCACUGGCGGUUGGGGUAACAGCAAAGCGACGGUGAAGCUGGCGGAUGGGCGCACGCUUCUGUCGGAGUCGUUGGCUGCCGGAGCGACGGAGAAGGAGUACAACUUCAAUCCUGCGUAUUCUGUGUAUCCUCAGUGGACUCACUGGAGCUACCUGGUGGACGGCACGGCCGCUCCUGCGGGCUGGAACACUCUGAGCGGAGCUCCCUCGAAUUGGGAGACGCAGCGACCGGGUCAGUUCUUCGCGGCCAGCGGUGUGACCCAGUACUAUUUCACGAAGUUCCAGAUCGAGGAUCUGACGGAGUUCGCUUCGAUGGACAUCGCUGUGAACGUGAAGGCCGGAGUGGUUGUGUAUCUGAACGGAGUCGAGAUCCGUCGCUACAAUCUCCCCGAGAAUACGGAGGUGAAGGAGGAUACUGCGGCUACGGGCGAGAGCGGCGAACCGUUCUUGCUGGUGAUCGGAGAGGCCGUGCAGAGAGAGCGGCUGGUGGUGGGCGAGAACAUUCUGGCGUUCGAGCUGCAUCGCUAUGAGGCGAACGAGGAGACGAACAGCUUCGAUGGAUCUGCGAUUCUGAUUCUGGACAACAUGUACCUGCUGCUGGAUGGUACGGGUACGACGGUGCCUGCUUUGACCGGAGUCGAGGGAUCGGACAAGGUGUUCGAUAACAAUUCGGCCACGAAGAUGCUGACUGCUACUGGAAUCUGCGAGGGUGUGGAGCUGAUCUGGUCGUGGAGCAAUGAUCGUCGUGAACCAAUCGGUCGAUACGGUCUGGUGUCUGGAAAUGACUGCAACAACCGCCAUCCUUCGGGUUGGACUCUGUAUGGUUCGAAUGACGGAGAGAGUUGGACGGUUCUGUAG
This is a messenger RNA of Blastocystis hominis, 903 nucleotides long. RefSeq lists its product as hypothetical. The record is from RefSeq and is a predicted model, not a curated record. Lineage: Eukaryota; Bigyra; Opalinata; Blastocystidae. The transcript has a single exon. The coding region runs from base 1 to 903 and encodes 300 amino acids.